Messenger RNA from Glycine soja, 462 nucleotides. RefSeq lists its product as uncharacterized. Gene Ontology annotation, biological process: tRNA 5'-leader removal. The transcript has a single exon. The coding region runs from base 1 to 462 and encodes 153 amino acids. The record is from RefSeq and is a predicted model, not a curated record. Lineage: Eukaryota; Viridiplantae; Streptophyta; Magnoliopsida; Fabales; Fabaceae. Gene Ontology annotation, cellular component: ribonuclease MRP complex; nucleolar ribonuclease P complex.
AUGGUUACUGCUGGAACCAAAAAGCCUCAAGUUUCAGUACCUACACCACCACCACCACCUUGGAAAAUCAAUUUGCAGAAAUAUGCUGAAUCCCGUGCUCUCGAACUCCAUAGUCUUCAAUCUAUCAUAGAAAAUAGAGUAAACAAUGAUUAUAGGUCUCAAAAGAACAAGAGAAGAAGGACAAUUGUGUUUGAUAACCAAAUUGCAAGAAAAGGGUGCAGAAGAAAGAGGCAGAAACUGGGAAUAAUUGAUAAAGCCCUUGCCAAAUCAGGUUUGGAGGAGAAUCACCAAAAGAAGCUUCCUCGAUGUGUUCAUCGGAGAUAUGAACUAAAGAAAAACCUAGAGAAUGGUUUUUGCACUUCUAGGGAUGUAACCAAGAGGCUGAGAACUCAUGUUUGGCAUGCAAAGUGGUUUGCUAUGACCAAGCUUUGGGGUUACCACCUUCCUUUGUGUCUUCAAUGA